CUAAUGGCUGCUUUUAUAGAUGUGGUUUUGUCCCUUCCCUAUAUUGGAACUGAUGGAAACUAUAUUUAUUUAUUCAGCAUAUCCAAACAGAAUCCAAACUGGUGCUAAUGUACAGAAUAUAGAUUGGCGAGAACGACUGGCGAUGCAACAUGUAAAAUCCAUUUUUUCGAAGGAGGUCAUUGACACCAUUAAAGCAAGCAUAGAUGACAUGGCACCAUGGAGCCUUGAUUUUGUUAGGAAAAACUCUUUGUCUUCUUCAUGGAAAGUUGUGGGGAUGGAGAAAUCUGACCAGAAUAAUGCUACUUUUACAGAGCCAAACCAAAUAGUUACAAACAUAGAACGAGAAACUCCUCGAGUCAAACCAAGAAUUGUUGCUAUAGAUGAUAAUGCUCAACUUCUUGAUACACCUGAAAAACUAGCCCGAAGGCGAUUGAGAGAAAAAAGGCGUGAAAAACAGGCAGAUGAGUUAGUUCACCAAGAUGACGGAGCAAUUGUUAAGCUAGAAAAUGCUGCCAUUGAACGCUCAAAAGCUGUUGACUCUUCAGUCUUGGGUAAGUACAGCAUAUGGAGGAAAGAAAAUGAGAAUGAGAACUCUGAUUCAACAGUACGCUUGAUGCGAGAUCAAAUGAUUAUGGCUAGGGUAUAUGCAAACAUUGCAAAGAUGAAAAACAAGCUUAACCUAUACCAGGAGCUUUUGGCAAGGCUCAAAGAAAGCCAACAUGCCCUUGGAGAGGCCAAUGCUGAUGCAGAUCUGAGCCGCAGUGCACCUGAGAAAAUCAAAGCCAUGGGUCAAGUCCUGUCUAAAGUACGAGAUCAGCUCUAUGACUGCAAAUUGGUAACUGGAAAGCUGAGAGCAAUGCUUCAAUCAGCUGAUGAACAGGUGAGGAGCUUGAAGAAGCAGAGCACAUUCCUAAGCCAAUUAGCAGCAAAGACAAUUCCGAAUGGGAUCCACUGCCUGUCAAUGCGUUUAACGAUAGGCUACUAUCUCCUUCCACCUGAGAAGAGAAAGUUCCCGAGGAGUGAGAAUUUGGAAAAUCCAAAACUUCACCACUAUGCUCUUUUCUCUGACAAUGUCCUAGCUGCAUCAGUUGUUGUCAACUCAACCAUCAUGAAUGCCAAGGAACCUGAGAAGCACGUAUUCCAUCUGGUGACUGAUAAGCUGAACUUUGGAGCCAUGAAUAUGUGGUUUCUGUUGAACCCACCUGGAAAAGCCACCAUCCAUGUUGAAAAUGUUGAUGACUUCAAAUGGUUGAACUCAUCCUACUGUCCAGUUCUCCGUCAACUUGAGUCGGCUGCCAUGAAACAGUACUAUUUCCAGGCAGCUCAUCCGACAACUAUCUCAGCUGGUUCUUCAAAUCUGAAAUACAGGAAUCCAAAAUAUCUUUCCAUGCUGAACCACCUGAGAUUCUACCUUCCACAAGUUUAUCCCAAGUUGGAUAAGAUCCUUUUUCUCGAUGAUGACAUUGUUGUCCAGAAAGACUUGACUGGGUUGUGGUCAGUGGAUCUCCGUGGGAAAGUAAAUGGAGCAGUUGAAACCUGUGGUGAAAGCUUUCACCGCUUUGACAAGUAUCUCAAUUUCUCUAAUCCCCAUAUUGCGAGGAACUUCGAUCCUAACGCAUGUGGGUGGGCAUAUGGGAUGAAUAUUUUUGAUCUGAAGGAAUGGAAGAAGAGGGAUAUAACUGGGAUCUACCACAAGUGGCAGAAUAUGAAUGAAAAUAGGGAGCUGUGGAAGCUUGGAACAUUGCCCCCAGGUUUGAUUACGUUCUAUCGGUUGAUACAUCCACUGAACAAAUCAUGGCAUGUGCUUGGGCUAGGGUAUAACCCAAGCAUUGCUCGUAGAGAGAUUGAUAAUGCAGCGGUUAUCCACUAUAAUGGGAACAUGAAGCCAUGGCUAGAGCUGGCCAUGACCAAGUAUAGAUCAUAUUGGACAAAGUAUAUUAAGUAUGACCAUCCAUACAUAUACAGCUGCAAGCUCCUUGAAUGAUUGGAGAGAUGGAGGAAGCCAAAUGGGUUACAUAGUAAACACACCAGCGAGACACCUAUCUCUUGCUCCAACGAAAGAUCUGUUGGAUUGAAAUGCAUGAACGAGAGCAUGUCUGCUGUCUAUCUUCUAUGCUGCACAUAUUUGUUCACCUUACUCCAUAGUUAUUCUUCUACUGUUAAAUUCACAUUUAUUCAUUUUCCUAGUAAGAAAUUGAUGGUGUCUUCUCCGGAGCAGAGUGAACAGUUUGUGCUUAGCCCCAUUAUACUUUCCUAUUCGGGUAAUUUGGCUUGGACUAAAAAUCACUGUGUUGGGAGUCC
Messenger RNA from Macadamia integrifolia, 2301 nucleotides. Its product is annotated as polygalacturonate 4-alpha-galacturonosyltransferase-like. The record is from RefSeq and is a predicted model, not a curated record. The coding region runs from base 20 to 1984 and encodes 654 amino acids. The transcript has 9 exons. Gene Ontology annotation, molecular function: polygalacturonate 4-alpha-galacturonosyltransferase activity. Lineage: Eukaryota; Viridiplantae; Streptophyta; Magnoliopsida; Proteales; Proteaceae.